Messenger RNA from Penicillium macrosclerotiorum, 1149 nucleotides. Its product is annotated as NADP-dependent oxidoreductase. The transcript has 4 exons. The record is from RefSeq and is a predicted model, not a curated record. NCBI's taxonomy places the organism in Eukaryota, Fungi, Ascomycota, Eurotiomycetes, Eurotiales, Aspergillaceae. Bases 1 to 1149 code for a protein of 382 amino acids. Gene Ontology annotation, molecular function: oxidoreductase activity.
AUGGCCACAGAAAUGCUGGCAAUCACGGCGCCGGAAUAUACUGAUCCCUCUGGGUAUCAGCUCUCAACUGUACCAUGUCCAACAGUGACUGAUGCAAAAGAUGUCCUUGUUCGCGUCCAUGCCGCAAGCAUCAAUCCGGUGGAUGUGAAAAAAGCCGAUGGAAUUUUCAAGAUGGCAGUCAAGGAAACAUUUCCUUAUCUUAUUGGCUAUGAUGCUGCCGGUGUUGUGAUAGAAGUUGGGAAGGAAGUGAAAAAUUUGAAGAUUGGGGACGAAGUCUAUACCAGGUUACCCGAAGCCCAUCGUGGCGCAUGGAGUGAAUAUUUCAAAUGUCCAGAGCACUAUCUUGCUCUGAAGCCCAAGAGUCUGUCCUUCGCUGAUGCCGCAGCGUUGCCCCUUGCUGGGGUCACCGCCUUGCAAGUAUUGAGACAGUAUAAGGGCUCGCUGGAGGGCAAGACUGUAUUUGUACCUGGCGGAUUAAGCGGUACAGGAGCAUUUGCAUGCCAAUUGGCCAAGAACGUCUUCGGUGCUGGGAAGGUGAUCACCACGGUUUCGACCUCCAAAGUCCCUAAGGUCUCACAGCUGCUUGGCAAAGAUGUCGUGGAUGAAAGUAAGUCUCAAGCAAUUCGUUACCUCUGUGUUCUUUUGAUUCUCUCUAUUGACCUCCGCUCGGCAGUCAUUGACUACACCAAGGAUGACCCUGUAGAUGUUAUCCCAGCCCGUUCUGUCGACUUUCUAUUUGACACCACAGGCCAAGCUAUGCAAUUUCUCCAUCUAGUAGUCCCCACAACGGGACUCAUUGUUUCAAUUUCCACGAAACCCUCCGCUACCACUCUUCAGGCUUCGAGUGUUAUGCAGCGGCCCGACAAUCCUCGCAUUCCGCUGGUCGGGCGCGUGUAUCUCAAUGCAGGGGAUAUGUUGCGCCGGUUACGAGCCUGGCGCUGGAGCGUUGGCUAUAUGUAUUGGUUCCUUGAACCAAACGGCGCAGACCUAGAUACUCUCCGACAGUUUGUGGAAGAAGGGAAACUUGUGCCUGUGGUGGGGGCCAGAGUCGAUAUGCGGGAUAUUGACAAAGUAAGAGAGGCCUGCGGAUUGGUGUAUAAAGGGAAGGGAGGGCUUGGAAAGACGGUAUUUGAGGUCACUCAGACGUAA